AUGUUGCGAAGAAGCCUAAGUGCCGAUAGGCCAAAUGAGUCUGGAAACUUCAAUGGAAUAGUUGCGCGGAAGAAAGGCCUAUGUGACCAUGGCGGCGAACUGUUGCGGAACACGUACGUGGUGGAGCUAAAGAUAUUACACGUUGGUAGUCAGAUUGACUUACUUUGUUACAAAUUGACGGAAAUUUCUCAUAAUUGUGAAAAAGAAAAAUUGCAGAAAUAUAUAAUAGAUGACAUCGUUGGAAGACAUCAACGAAUCAUACAAUUCUCAAAGAAUAUUGAGAAAAUCUUCACUUACAUAUCGUUAUGUCAAUUUGUAUCGAAUAUGUUAGUAAUCUGUUUCAUAAGUUUCAUUUUGGUGGUCUCUUCACAUCUGGAUCAAGCGACUGUGAUAAUAAUGAAAUGCUUUCCGUAUUACAUUGCUGUUAAUUGUGAAGCAUUUAUAUUAUGUUAUACUGGCGAAUAUCUUACUUCUAAGAGCGAAGAUAUUACUAAAUCUGUAUAUAAUUUUCUUUGGUACGAAUUAAAACCUCAAAAUGCUCGUGUUAUAUUAUUAAUGAUAUUGCGAUCACAGGGAAAAUUAACAUUAACAGCGGGAAAGUUUCUUUGCCUGUCUCUCGAGGCUUUUGCGAAUGUAAGACACUUGAGUUUAUAAUAUGAAAUGAAUAUAUAUAAAGUAAGAAUGUACCUAUGUUCCGAUUUUAUUAUUAUUAUUUUUUUAAUUUUUGUAAGUAGUUUCUAUGUAAACGGACAUUUUGCUUUUAUGUAAUUAUAGUAAAUUAAAAUUUUUAGAUGUUAAAAGCAUCUGCUUCGUACGUGUCUGUUUUGUACGCAAUGUACUGAUUUGUUGAAAAAUCGUUUCAAAGUUUUAUAGGUUUUAUUUGGGCACGGAAAAUUUUAACAGAAUUAUCAUAUUAAUAGACUGAUACAUUUGAUUUUCUUUGUAGAGAUAUGUAAAUAGAAGAACUUGAACUUAAUGAAUCGUUAUUUAAUUUCCCUAAUAUUUCACAAAAUAAGUGCACAAAAGAAAGAUAUCCCAAAUAAUAAAGCUUGUACAAGCUGCUUUAUUUAAAGCGAAUCGUGAUAUACGUUUACAGUGUAUUCUCAAAUUAUUCGCGAAUA
Molecule: messenger RNA, 1121 nt
Organism: Bombus impatiens (common eastern bumble bee)
Lineage: Eukaryota; Metazoa; Arthropoda; Insecta; Hymenoptera; Apidae
Product: odorant receptor 85b-like
Exons: 4
Coding region: 1-654 (217 amino acids)
Biological process (GO): detection of chemical stimulus involved in sensory perception of smell; sensory perception of smell
Cellular component (GO): plasma membrane
Molecular function (GO): odorant binding; olfactory receptor activity
Source: RefSeq, a predicted model, not a curated record